CGCUCACUGUUGUAAAUACAGGGUUGUUUUGAACGCGUGUGAAGAGGCAGCAGCACCGACACAAAGCAGACACCGUAGGGAGACAUGACGGUGGAGACAAGAAACAGCGACAUGAGAGGAGCUGGAACAUCAGGCAGCAGACAGGAGGGCCCUGGAGGACUGUGGGACUCUGUGAAGAAAGCUGCGGUCGUCAUCGGAUCCGGCAUCUUAUUCUUGGCUGCAUUUGGCAACUCACUGACAUGGCAUCUACAGAAAUUUUGGGGAGCUUCGGGAGAUUUCUGGCAGAACCUGUGGACGAAGCUGCAUGUGACUUUUGAUGGUCAUCAUACUGCUUUGUUCUACUUAGGGACAAUGUUGAUCCCCACUCUGGCGUUCUGGGGGACCAAUUUUCUGCUGCUGUUGGUGGACACCACCGGUAAACCUGCCUUCAUCACACGCUACCGCAUCCAGGUGGACAAGAAUAACCCGGUGGAUCCGGCUAAGCUUCGCAACGUACUGAAGACUGUCAUGUUCAACUACAUCUUCAUCUCGGGGCCCAUGGUGGUGGUCGCGUACUACUUGAUGAACAUGAGAGGAGACCCCUGUGGCCCUGAGCUGCCCACCUUCCACUGGGCCCUGACUGAGCUGGCUGCCUUUGGCAUCAUAGAGGAAAUUAUGUUUUACUAUUCACACAGGCUGUUCCACAGUCCUGGCCUCUACAAGCGUUUCCACAAACAGCACCAUGAGUGGACCGCUCCCAUUGGAAUCGUUUGUAUCUAUGCUCAUCCUCUGGAACAUAUGACCUCCAACAUGCUGCCGGUGGCAAUUGGGCCGGUGAUCCUGGGCUCCCACCUGUCCACCACCUGCUUGUGGUACUGCCUGGCUCUGAUCAGCACCACCAUCUCCCACUGUGGAUACCACCUCCCCUUCCUGCCCUCGCCCGAGUUCCAUGACUUCCACCACCUCAGGUUUAACCAGUGUUUCGGGGUCUUGGGCGUGUUGGAUCGGCUCCACGGCACCGACACUAAAUUCAAGCAGACGAAGCAGUAUGAGCGCCACCUUCUGCUCACCGGCUUCACCCCUCUGAAUGAGAGCAUCCCUGACACACCAAAGAAAGGCCAAUGAAGAACUGGGACCCUUAAGCCUUUAACCUCAGGACUCGCCAAAUUGGGAAGAUAUGGUGGUUCCCAAUCCAUUGAUUGUUGUAAUCCAUAAAUCAGUUGAUCAGUGUCAGGCUGUGAAAGUCUGUCAACACUCUGCGACCACCAACAUCAGUUUUUAUUUUUCGAAGUAGAAAUAUUGCACUUUAUUAUUAGACAUUCAGAUCUUUGAUAAGGUAGACGAAAUAAUUUGGUUAUUGAUGACUGUUUAUGCAACUCAUUUCAAUUUACAGCACUCUGUCAUAACUGAGGUGAAGGACCCAUGUUCAGCCCUGAGCCUUCACCUGUCCUAACCUAUAAAACCUUGUCCUGUCUUUGGUUAGACAAAGGAUACAUUUGCACUUUUCAUUUCCAUGACAACACAUAUCUUUGAAACUGAAAUGUGUCUUUACAUUUGACAGGAAGCCUCAAUGAUAUUGUAUGAGACAUGAAUGUAAAAGAGAUCUCCUACUGUGAUUGAUACAAUGUUAAUAUUUCAACUUGACUGUUUAAUAUUAAAACAUUUUAAGAAGA
This is a messenger RNA of Centropristis striata (black sea bass), 1652 nucleotides long. It is a transcript of the gene faxdc2, whose product is annotated as fatty acid hydroxylase domain containing 2. The coding region runs from base 85 to 1104 and encodes 339 amino acids. Gene Ontology annotation, molecular function: iron ion binding; C-4 methylsterol oxidase activity. The transcript has 9 exons. Gene Ontology annotation, biological process: sterol biosynthetic process. NCBI's taxonomy places the organism in Eukaryota, Metazoa, Chordata, Actinopteri, Perciformes, Serranidae. The record is from RefSeq and is a predicted model, not a curated record.